UACCCGCGGGUGCCGCUCAAGCUGUACUGGUGCAUUCAACGCCUAUGCCGGAAGAUUCGGUCACAGUUAUAGGCCCGGAUUUCAAUCAAAAACUAUCAAUUCCCAAUUUAAUAAGUAGUUAUGAUAGAAUCGGUUACCAAGCAACAAACGUCGGGAGAGCCAUACGAGUUAUCAAUCAAAUGAGAAAAUGGCGAUUAUCAGAUGAUCCAAUAUUACCUGAUGAGAGUGAUGAGUACAAGGUACCAAGCGUACGAUCGGCUACCAAAUGCAAAAUAUUUCUUGGAUACACCUCAAACCUUGUAUCCUCCGGUCUUCGCGAAAUCUUCCGGUACUUGGUUCAGCAUUCGCUCGUGGAUGUGAUUGUCACAACGGCGGGUGGUGUUGAAGAAGACUUCAUCAAAUGCUUGGGUUCUACAUACCUAGGCGACUUUCAUUUGCCUGGUGCACAGUUGAGGAAGAAUGGAAUGAAUCGGAUUGGUAAUUUGCUGGUUCCUAAUGAUAACUACUGUAAAUUCGAGGAUUGGGUGAUACCAAUCUUGGAUCAAAUGUUGGAAGAACAGAAAAAAGAAAGGAUAGUGUGGUCACCCUCAAAGAUCAUCGAUAGAUUGGGUAAGGAGAUCAACAAUCCUGAGUCGAUAUAUUACUGGGCACAUAAGAAUAAUAUUCCAGUGUAUUGCCCAGCACUCACAGAUGGAUCGCUGGGAGACAUGAUCUAUUUUCAUUCGUUUAAAAAUCCAGGGCUCAUAAUAGAUCUGGUGUCGGACAUCAGAUCGGUGAAUAAUCAAGCAGUAUUUGCUAAGAAAACGGGGAUGAUAAUACUGGGAGGAGGAGUAGUAAAGCAUCACAUAUGCAAUGCCAACCUCAUGAGAAACGGAGCAGAUUACGCUGUUUACAUAAAUACCGGACAAGAGUUUGACGGAAGUGAUUCGGGAGCAAGGCCGGAUGAAGCUGUUAGUUGGGGUAAGAUUAGGAUGGCGGCCGAAUCAGUUAAGAUUUAUUCGGAUGCCACCAUUGUGUUCCCGCUCAUC
Molecule: messenger RNA, 1028 nt
Organism: Acaulospora morrowiae
Lineage: Eukaryota; Fungi; Glomeromycota; Glomeromycetes; Diversisporales; Acaulosporaceae
Source: the annotation of a GenBank genome assembly